GGAGAGGGAGACAGUGCAGCCAAGACACUUUGGGAACGAGGACACUUCUAAACCGGACCCUCUGUCUUCAACUUAGCGCAGGGCUUCACCGUAACUUUGCGCGCUUGUCUUUUUUUUUUUCUUCAACGCCGCAUGGCUUCAGUGUAAUCAACGCGUCUUCUGCCUGGAACUUUGAACUGUUCAACAUGAACCGAGAAGAGAAGGGGAGAGAAGAGAGAGUGUUUCUGGCUCUCCUCAUCAUUUUACACACCGCCACAACGCAUGCUGGCAAUCUUGUUGAUGUCCUGCGUGUGCUGGAGCUGUCUGAUCAAAUGGAGGGCGUGUCCAUGGAGGCGGGGCUAUGUACACAUAGAGUUGACACAGAGGAAGUGGACAUAGCAUUCAGGAUAGAUAAAAAGAUCCAACUCAGUGCACCGACACAACAGCUCUUCCCAGACUCAGCUUUUCCUGAAAACUUCUCCCUGAUGACGACGGUGCGGGCAAAGAAGAACGCCCAGGUCUUCUUGAUGUCCAUGUAUGAUGAACAGGGCGUACAGCAGCUUGGACUGGAGCUGGGAAGAUCACCCGUCUUUCUCUACGAGGACCACAGGGGACAGCCGACCCCUGAAUUCUACCCCACCUUCAAGAAGAUCAACCUGGCUGAUGGAAAGUGGCACCGGAUUGCUUACAGCAUAGACGGAAAGUCAGUCACACUGUAUUUGGACUGUAAGAAGAUAGAGACCCUGGAGCUGCAUCGUGGAGAUGACUCUGUGGUCCGCACUGACGGCGUUACCGUGUUCGGGACCAGGCUACUGGACGAGGAAGUGUUCGAGGGAGAUAUCCAGCAACUGCUGAUUGUGGACGACCCCCAAGCUGCAGAAGAGUACUGUCAUCACUACAUCCCAGAUUGUGACUCUCCUCUGCCUUAUCGUACUCAGAACUACGAACCCGGAGAGAUCAAUCCCAGCAAGCUUAUUGACGUCAUGCAAGGUGACGACCCGGAGACACCAAAGAAGAAAAAAGGCAGGAAGGGCAAAAAGAAUAAAAAUAAGAAGGAUCGUUCAAAGAAAGGGAGAAAGAAAGAGUCACGGAAGAAAAGGAAAGAGGCGGAAGCUAUGGAGGAAGGAUUUCUUGAGGUGUCCACUCAUCAGCUUGAAUAUCUCCAACAAGCUAUAACACCAGCUGUGACAGAACCCAUAAUGCCUUCGACACCUCCAAACACGACCACCGAGCAGAUAGACUUUAUCCCCGAGAUGCCCACACACGAACCGGACUCACUGCCUUCUACAUCACCUGAAAACCUCAGCGUAUCCCUCACUGCAUUGCCCCAGUCUGCUCAGGCUGAGGUGGAGGAGGAAAAGCCAGUAAAAACACCAGAAGUUGAGGAACAUAUUGAGGACAUUUACAGCAGCCCAUAUGAUAAUGACCUCUCCGUCUCCACGGUAACAGUGGGCACCAACAUCAGCGAGUAUGAGAUCUUUGAGUAUGAGGACUUUAGGAACAGCAGCGAGAGCUCAGAGCAGUAUGAAGAGUAUGAAACCUACGAGGAUCGCUACGGACCGGCGGAAAGAGAGAGAGUGGGGACCUGGGAUGGACAGGCAAGACAAGGAUUAUUGAAAGGCCAGAAAGGAGAACCCGCUGUUCUCGAACCGGGCAUCAUAAUUGACGGACCUCUCGGACCACCAGGACCUGCUGGUCUUCCAGGACUUCCAGGAGUAACAGGCCCUCCAGGACCUCCCGGAGACCCGGGUGAAAUGGGCCCUGAGGGCCGUCCAGGCCUUGCAGGGGCUGAUGGGAUACCAGGUCCUCCAGGGACUAUGUUCAUGUUGCCGUUUCAUUUCGCUGAUGAUUCUCGGAAAGGCCCCGUGUUGUCGGCUCAGGAAGCGCAGGCUCAUGCCAUCCUCCAGCAGACCAGAAUUUCACUGAAGGGACCUCCAGGCCCAGUGGGACUCACAGGCAGAGCAGGACCAAUGGGUCUCCCAGGCUCCAGUGGACUUAAAGGAGACAGCGGCGACGCCGGGCCUACAGGGCCACGUGGGUUGCCAGGUCCUCCAGGUAUGAGCGGGAAGCCGGGCAAGCGGGGUCGCUCGGGGGCAGACGGAGGUCGAGGAGCUCCAGGAGAGACAGGAGCGAAGGGUGACAGGGGCUUUGAUGGACUACCAGGGCUUCCAGGGGACAAAGGACACAGAGGGGAUCGAGGAAAGCCAGGACAUCCUGGUCCACCUGGGGAAUCUGGUGAGAAGGGUGCAGAUGGACCUGUAGGACCAAGAGGACAACCAGGUGAACCUGGUACGAGAGGACUUGUAGGACCCAGAGGACCACCUGGACCAACUGGACAGCCUGGGAUACGUGGCGUGGAUGGCGUUCAAGGCUCUAAAGGCAACCCGGGUCCGUCAGGAGAACCAGGUCCUCCGGGACAACAGGGGAACCCUGGAGUGCAGGGAUUUCCAGGUCCUCAGGGUCCUAUUGGCAUGCCUGGAGAAAAGGGACCUCAGGGAAAGACAGGAUUGCAGGGGCUUCCUGGGAUCGACGGUCCUCCGGGACAUCCAGGCAGAGAGGGACCAGCUGGAGAGAAGGGGCUACUGGGAUUAGUCGGAGCUCAGGGGCCUAUCGGAUACCCGGGGCCUCGAGGAGUCAAGGGUGCUGACGGCGUACGAGGUCUGAAAGGAAGCAAAGGAGAGAAGGGAGAAGAUGGCUUCCCCGGGACCAAAGGUGACAUGGGAGCUGAAGGAGAUCGAGGUGACAAUGGGCCUGCUGGGCCCCGUGGUGAGGACGGACCAGAGGGGUUUAAGGGCCAGUUAGGGCCUAUUGGAGAAUUUGGGCCUCCAGGAAUUGCUGGAGAAAAGGGAAAACUCGGUGUCCCUGGGUUACCCGGCUAUCCAGGAAGGCAAGGCCUAAAGGGAUCUGUCGGCUUUCCAGGAGUGCCAGGCAUGCCAGGAGAGAAGGGGAAGAGGGGAUCUGCAGGUACAGCAGGUGCAGCAGGUGAAAGAGGUCCAAAUGGGGCACGUGGAGGCCGAGGGCCAAGGGGAGCUACAGGAGCACCGGGAGCCAAGGGCUCUUCUGGCCACGACGGCCCAUCAGGUCCCACCGGAGACAAGGGUCCUCAAGGACCCCAGGGACAAAACGGAUAUCCAGGACCCAAGGGACCGAAUGGCCCUGUAGGAAAAGACGGGUUGCCAGGUCAUCCAGGCCAAAGGGGGGAGCCGGGAUUCCAAGGGAAAACAGGACCACCAGGACCCGUUGGAGUGGUCGGACCACAGGGCAAAACUGGAGAGACUGGACCAAACGGGGACAGAGGUCACCCUGGGGCUCCGGGACCUCCUGGAGAGCAAGGUCUACCUGGAACAGCAGGCAAAGAAGGUUCCAAGGGUGAUCCAGGCCCCAUGGGGAUUGCUGGAAAGAGUGGUCCUGCUGGGCGCCGUGGGUUUAGAGGCAGUCGAGGCAUGCCAGGCUCCACGGGUGCUGCAGGUUUAAAAGGUGAACAAGGACCUCCUGGUGCUGCAGGAGCAAUUGGUGCUACUGGUGAGAGAGGGCCCUCGGGGCCAGCCGGUGGGAUUGGUCUCCCUGGCCGUGCUGGAGGAAUCGGGUCCGCUGGACCAAUGGGCGAGAAGGGAGAACCUGGAGAGAAAGGACCUACAGGUCCUGCUGGGCACGAUGGAGAAACAGGACCACUCGGCCUACCAGGACCUGCUGGACCACCUGGACCACCUGGGGAGGAUGGUGAUAAGGGAGAAACUGGAGGUCCAGGCCAGAAAGGGAGCAAAGGGGACAAAGGAGAGUCGGGACCCCCAGGACCAACAGGAAGUGUAGGACCUAUUGGACCACCUGGGCUACAGGGUUUGGAUGGGGAUCCAGGGCCCCGAGGCCAACAGGGUAUGAAUGGACAGAAAGGUGAUGAAGGACCUCGAGGACUUGUAGGUGCCACCGGACCACCAGGCCUGCAGGGAAUGCCUGGACCCCCAGGAGAGAAGGGAGAGAGCGGUCAUGUUGGACCACUGGGCCCCCCAGGACAACCCGGUCCCAGAGGUCCUGUGGGAUCCACCGGCAGAGAGGGUCAUCAGGGGAUGCCCGGUGGAGUUGGCCAGCCUGGUUUAGUAGGAGAAAAGGGUGAAUUCGGAGAGGCGGGGAAUCCAGGAAACGUGGGUGAAACAGGCCCUCCUGGUGGGAAAGGAGACGUGGGUGAGAAAGGGGACACGGGUCCCCCCGGUGCCGCUGGACCCCCAGGAAUCCGAGGUCCACCAGGAGAGGACGGACCCAAAGGAAACCCGGGCCCCAUUGGAUUUCCUGGAGACCCAGGACCCUCUGGUGAGGCAGGUCCGAAUGGUAUUGAUGGCGGACCAGGACCAAAGGGAGAUAAUGGAGAGUCUGGGAAAGCUGGACCACCAGGGGCUUCUGGAGAACCGGGACCUCCUGGAGCACCAGGGCGGAGGGGUCAUGUUGGUGCUGCAGGGAGUGAAGGAAAACAGGGGAAGAACGGAGCAAAGGGCUCACCAGGCUCAGAGGGUCCAGCUGGAAAGACAGGACCCCUAGGACCCCAAGGACAACCUGGAAGACCUGGUCCAGAGGGACCACGUGGGAUCCCAGGCCCUGCAGGAGAACAGGGUUUAAACGGUCCCCCUGGACAGACUGGACCACCCGGCCCAAUGGGACCUGCCGGACUGCCAGGACUGAAAGGAGAUCCAGGCAGCAAAGGAGAGAAGGGUCAUGGAGGCUUGAUCGGACUCAUUGGGCCUCCAGGAGACAUGGGGGAAAAAGGUGACCGAGGCUUGCCUGGAAAUGAGGGAAUAUCUGGUCCUAAAGGAGAUUCGGGAUUUGUUGGACUUCCAGGUCCUACUGGACCUCCAGGACCUCCUGGACUUUCUGGAGCCAUGGGUGAGAAGGGAUCCAAAGGAGAUGAGGGAGCCGUCGGUCCGAGAGGAGACCCAGGACCUGUAGGCCCACCAGGACUACCUGGUCCAGCAGCCACCCUGAUCGAGCCACUGCCCAUUCGAGAGGGUCGCAAGAAACGCAGGAGAAACUCCAACCGCAACAGAGAAGGAACCAGCGCAGAAGCUGCAGCCGCAGAAGACGAGCAUGAGGCUGAGAUUCAGCUGAACAUAGAAGACUUCCUGCAGGCUGAUGCGCCUCUGGAAGAAGCAGAGGGCAUGGAGGAGGUAUUCGCUUCACUUAACUCCAUGAAGAUGGAAGUGGAGCUGAUGAGGAAGCCUUUGGGAACAUUUGAGAGUCCGGCACGCACCUGCAAAGAGCUGAUGUUGUGCCACCCGCAUUAUAAAGAUGGUGAAUAUUGGAUUGACCCAAAUCAGGGCUGCAAUAAAGAUUCCAUCAAGGUGUUCUGCAACUUCACGGCUGACGGGGAAACCUGUCUGCACCCGGAUAAACGAAUCGAAACGGUGAAGCUCGCAGCCUGGAGCAAGGAGAAGCCAGGGAGCUGGUACAGCCGCUACAGGAGGGGUAAACAGUUCUCCUAUAUAGACGCUGACGGCAUCACGGUCCCUGUGGUCCAGCUGACCUUCCUGAAGCUUCUGAGUGCCACAGCCAGACAGAGCUUCACCUACAUCUGCCAGAACUCGGCCGGCUGGUACGACGCCACCAGCCAUGGGCACCAGCACGCCCUGCGAUUCCGUGCCAGCAACGACGAGGAGAUGACGCACGACAAGAUGCCCUUUAUAACAUCUCUAUACGACGGCUGCCAGACACGUAAAGGACAGGACAGGACGGUGCUGGAGAUCAACUCUCCGAGAUCGGAGCUGCUCCCCUUAGUCGACGUUUCUGCAUCAGACUUUGGGAAUAACAACCAGAAGUUCGGCUUCCAGAUCGGACCUGUGUGUUUUAACGGUUAACUAAGUGAGACACAGAACUCAAGACUUCAUCUGUACCACACGCAAUAUUUAUUUUUUUAUGUAGUGUGCAUGCGGCGGUACUGUGACAUGCGAUUUGUUUUUUUGUUUUUGUUUUUUUUUGGUGAACUUUGUUUUAACAAAACUACAGAUGCCAGGAUCGACGCUUGAGGAAGCAAACAAAGCAGAAGUUUCCGUGUGUGUGGACUUUUUUUUUUCUUAAAAAUCCUUUGUCUUUGUUUGCUUGCGCUGUGUGAAUGAAUGAAUUGCCAGUUGAACUGAUUAGUAAACCCCAAUAACACCCCCAACCACUAUUGCCCCACAUGGUCCACGUUACAGGCCACCCCAGGCUACAGCGCACACUGUACUGUAGAAGCAGACUUUCUUGUCGGUGCCAUGGAAGUCUUGCUUAUUUGUUGUUAUGUGUAAUAUAAUUCUAAAUUAAUUCGCCACUUGAGGGAUCGGCUACAGCGUUAAGGAGUACAUAUUUAAACAUUUUAUUUUCCCUCACACAAAAGCAGCACUGGCGCCGACGGAAGCAGUUAUACCUCAGAAUAGUUUUGACAAGGAAACGGCGCCCGGAUCCAGUUAAUUGUUCUCUUAGAUGCUUCCUGUCACACAUCAGCUCUGCAGCGCUGCUCAUCUUUAAUCAGUGUGUCAUAAUAAAUAAACAGCACCGUACGCCGCUCGUGCUUCCAGCAGGGUGGGUUGUGCGUACAGUAUCUACCCUGCGACUGUUCUUAUUAAUGACAAACAGCCUCCUCAAGUAGGUCACUAGGGUUGUUUUAUCAGGAUCGGUCACAUGGUUGGAAUACGAUUAGCCGUAUUACGGAGGGGUUACAGUACAGCACGGACUUGCUGUUCUCUGAAAGAUUAUCAUUUUUGAGUAGCGGUUCAGGCUUAAGGGCCUUACUCAAGAGCCUGGGAUUUAAACUCAUAUCCUUCCAAUUAGUAGUCCAACACCUUAUGCAGUUUCGUACCAAUUUCGGGUUUAAAUUAUUACAAAACUGUCCACGGUAAUAAUAAACUUCUGACGAGUAAUAAUAUCACACUCAGAAAAAAGGUUAAAGCUAGGAUACUAAAUCAUUCUUGUAUUUUUCCCACUUGAUUGAUUUUCUAUAGAUGCUUACAACAGUGUGUUCCUCCAUAAAGCCAGGCUAUAAAACAACAGAGAUUAUCCCUGAGAGGAUAUCCCUUAUAUGUCUGUACACUUCAGACUCCUUCCCUCCGAUCUUUCCAGCAACCAUUUUCCGGGUCCAUAAAUAAUCACAAUUCUCACUAGAGAGACGUUACCGAACCAUCCGGGUCAUGGCACCAAGUGGGUAGUACUUCAAGAACCAGUGAGCCAGGAGACUGGUGUUCAGACCUUCAGAUGUUUUCCCCAUCAGUUAUUUAGCAAUAAAGGUAGACCUAUAGGCAGACCAGUUUACGCUUAAAUCUACAGGUUGUACAGGCCCUGUAAUAUAUAUAUAGUAAAAAGAUGGAAGAAAGGUCACGGUUACAUUGUACCAAAACACAAGAAAGACAAAUACUGUGUAUGUAGAAAAGACUGAGAAAUAACUGGACAUGCAUAAUAUAAAUGAUAAUUAAUUCUUAAUGAAUCCAUAUAGAUACAGCGCCUUGUAAAAUUAUUAAUACCCACUGAACUUUUUCACAUUUUGACACGUUACAACCACAAACAAAAAUGUAUUUUAUUACAAUUUUAUGUGAUAGACCAAGGGGGGCACGGAGGCUUAGUGGUUAGCACGUUCGCCUCACACCUCCAGGGUUGGGGGUUCGAUUCCCACCUCCGCCUUGUGUGUGUGGAGUUUGCAUGUUCUCCCCGUGCCUCGGGGGUUUCCUUCGGGUACUCCGGUUUCCUCCCCCGGUCCAAAGACAUGCAUGGUAGGUUGAUUGGCAUCUCUGGAAAACUGUCCGUAGUGUGUGAUUGCGUGAGUGAAUGAGAGUGUGUGUGUGCCCUGUGAUGGGUUGGCACUCCGUCCAGGGUGUAUCCUGCCUUGAUGCCCGAUGACGCCUGAGAUAGGCACAGGCUCCCCGUGACCCGAGGUAGUUCGGAUAAGCGGUAGAAGAUGAGUGAGUGAGAGUGAGUGAUAGACCAACACAAAGUGGCACAUAAUUGUGAAGUGGAAGGAAAAUUAUAAAUGGUGUCCGAUUUUAUUUUUUUUACAAAUAAAUAUCUGAAAAGUGUGGCAUGGAUUUGUAUUCAGCCCCACUGAGUCAAUACUUUGUACUGUAGAACCACCUUUCUCUGCAAUUACAGCUGCAAGUCUUUUGGGGUUUGUCUCUAUCAGCUUUGCACAUCUAGAGAGUGAAAUUUUUGCCCAUUCUUCUUUGCAAAAUAGCUCAAGCUCAGUCAGAUUGGAUGGCGAGCGUCUGUGAACAGCGAUUUUCAAGUCUCACCACAGAUUCUCAAUUAGAUUUAGGUCUGGACUUUGACUGGGCCAUUCUAACACAUGAAUAUGCUUUGAUUUAAACCACUCCAUUGUAGCUCUGUCUGUAUGUUUAGGGUCAUUGUCUUGCUGGAAGUUGAACCUCCGCCUCAGUCUCAAGUCUUUUGCAGACUCUAACAGGUUUUUAUCUAAAAUUGCCCUGUAUUUGGCUCAAUCCAUCUUCCCAUCAACUCUGACCAGUUUCCCUGUCCCUGCUGAAGAAAAGCAUCCCCACAGCAUGAUGCUGCCACCACCAUGUUUCACGGUGAGGAUGGUGUGUUCAGGGUGAUGUGCAGUGUUAGGUUUCCGCCACACAUAACAUUUUGAAUUUUGGCCAAAAAGUUCAAUUUUGGUCUCAUCUGACCAGAGCACCUUCUUCCACAUGCUUGCUGCCCCCCCACGUGGCUUGUAGCAAACUGCAAACAGGAUUUGUUAUGGCUUUCUUUCAACAAUGGCUUUCUUCUUGCCACUCUUACAUAAAGACCAGAUUUGUGGAGUGCACGACUAAUAGUUGUCCUGUGAACAGAUUCUCCCACCUGAGCUGUGUAUCCCUGCAGCUCCUCCAGAGUUACCAUGGGCCUCUUGGCUGCUUCUCUGAUUAAUGCUCUCCUCGCACGGCCUGUCGGUUUAGGUGGACGGCCAGGUCUUGGUAGGCUUGCAGUUGUGCCAUACUCUUUCUAUUUCCAAAUGAUGGAUUGUACAGUGCUCAGUGAGAUGUUCAAGGCUUGGGAUAUUAAUUUAUAACCUAACCCUGCUUUAAACUUCUCCACAACUUUAUCCCUGACCUGUCUGGUGUGUUCUUUGGUCUUCAUGAUGCUAUUUGUUCACUAAUGUUCUCUAACACACUUCUGAGGGCUUCACAGAACAGCUGUUUUUAUACUGAGAUUAAAUGACACACAGGUGACUCUAUGUACUAAUGGGGUGACUUCUGAAGGCAGUUGGUUUCACUGGAUUUUAGUUAGGGGUAUCAGAGUAAAGGGGGAUGAAUACAAACGCACACCACACUUUUCAGAUAUUUAUUUCUAAAAAAAAUUUGGACACCAUUUAUAAUUUUCGUUCCAUUUCGCAAUUAUGUGCCACUUUCUUUCAGUCUAUUUC
Molecule: messenger RNA, 9343 nt
Organism: Tachysurus vachellii
Lineage: Eukaryota; Metazoa; Chordata; Actinopteri; Siluriformes; Bagridae
Gene: col5a3a
Product: collagen, type V, alpha 3a
Exons: 67
Coding region: 186-5819 (1877 amino acids)
Molecular function (GO): extracellular matrix structural constituent
Source: RefSeq, a predicted model, not a curated record